This is a messenger RNA of Loxodonta africana (African savanna elephant), 830 nucleotides long. RefSeq names its product selenoprotein M (gene SELENOM). Lineage: Eukaryota; Metazoa; Chordata; Mammalia; Proboscidea; Elephantidae. Gene Ontology annotation, cellular component: endoplasmic reticulum lumen. The transcript is spliced from 5 exons. Gene Ontology annotation, molecular function: oxidoreductase activity. The record is from RefSeq and is a predicted model, not a curated record.
UGGCGCAGCGGCUGCGCGGUUCGUCUCCAUCCUGCUAAACGUCUCCGACUCGGAUCCCGACGCCGUCCCGAUGCGCCUCCCGCUGCUUCUGCCGCCACUGCUGCUGCUUCUCGCGGCGCUCGGGGCCACCGCCACCACUACCUUCCGGCCCGACUGGAACCGUCUGCGUGGUCUGGCUCGGGCCCGUGUAGAGACCUGUGGGGGAUGACAGCUGAACCGCCUGAAGGAGGUGAAGGCCUUCGUCACCCAGGAUAUCCCAUUCUACCACAACCUGGUGAUGAAACACCUCCCUGGGGCCGACCCUGAACUCGUGCUGUUGGGUCAUAGAUACGAGGAGCUGGAGCGAAUUCCUCUUAGCGACAUGACCCGCGAGGAGAUCAACGCGCUGGUUCAGGAGCUCGGUUUCUACCGCAAGGCGGCGCCCGACGCCCCCGUGCCGCCUGAGUACCUGCAGGCGCCCGCAAGGCCAGCCGAGAGCGCCACGGACCACGGAGACCUGUAGGCGCGGCGGAGCUGGGGCCAGCCUGCCCGAGCCCCAGGGGCAAAAUGAAGCGCUCAGCGUCCAAGGAAGCGUCUUCCUCGCUGAGGGCCGACACCCCGUCCCUGGGCCGGCGGGGGUGGGGAGUGGGGGGCUCUUUCCGCCUCAACUCCACUAAACUCCCUUCCGCCUAAACUAAGGCCAGACUCCUUAUUUGCUGCGGGCAGGUGGAACAGGAGGUCCGAACAGGAGGUCCCAAUACCCCCAGGAUACCCGGUACCCCCUGUUAGGGCUCAGGCAUUGCCAAGUUGCCCUCUCUUCAAUCGCUGCAAGAAAGGCAGAGUGGACUCAG